UUUACAAAAAGUGGGAAGUUGUGUUCAGUGUUCGUAAAUAUUAAAAACUAUAAACGGAAAUAAUCAUAACUCGAUGAUGCCGUCGAUUUUAGUAGAGCUACGCCCCGAUCGCCACUUUAUGGAUCAUGAGUUUGAGGGAUACAAGUUGAACUUACAAGCUCUUCCUCAUUACUCGCACACCCUAGCAUCGCCGGCCGACAGAUUGUUCCCCGACGAAGUGCAAUACUCCUUCGUGCACGCAAAACUCUUCGCACUUCAUAACCACUUGAUAGCCGAUAACUGGGCCUACUCGCACAGCUUCUAUUACAUCGAUAAAAAACAACAAGUACGUCUCGUAUCAUUUGAAAGUACUAACCAUACUUUCGAGGACCUGGUUGUGUACGACGUCCCCGCACAUGUAGAGCGGAGGUCCGGCCACUUCAACCUGUGCCUGUCGUUCCCGUCCAGCAGCUUGGCUUUGGUCAGUGAUGGUACUGGCUACCUUCACAUUGUUGACACUGGACUGAGGAACAAAUCUUCAGGACGAAAUCAGACGUGGCAUACUUUGCACUCGAGUCUCGUACUUGGAGAAGGCAAGUACUUUGUCAUUGUGGAUACAAGAGUGCAAGAAAAAGAUAACAAAGAAACCUUACAUUGUCUUUUACAAUCUGUUGAACAGAAUGACAGUCAUUUCUUUUCUGUUCUCACUUGGGUCAAAUAUGAAAAUGAUGGAAAGAAUUGGAAGCAAACAAACAUGAGGCAGUUACAAGGCAAAGGUAUUGUACACUAUGCGGCUAUUGAGACUACCUGCAUGGCUCUGUAUGUAGCCUCAGACAACCCAUUCAAGUUCACCACGGACACUGAAAAAGAAAUUAUUGAGAAGGCAAAUGAGGAAGCAACACCAAAAAACGUAAUUUAUACCUGGCUUCAGACAGGUGAAGAUAUAUCUGUAACAUUAAAGUUACCAAACAAAUUUGAUAAAAAGCUUCUCCAUGUGAAUGUGUCACCACUGGCCAUAAAAGUGAGUUAUGCUGGAAACACGUUUAUUGAUGGGAAACUGAAGCACAAUGUUGACAGUGAACUGACUACUUGGAAUGUGCAAGAUAGUGGACAAGUGGACAUACUGUUAACUAAGUCAGACAGUAUGAUGUGGGAUGAGCUGUUAGAAGGUGGUGAUCCGAAGGGAGAACAGAUCAUGGAUGCCAGCCUGGUGGAGGAGGCACACAAGAGGCUGGCACAUCUGUGCUCAGAGACCGAAGUCACAGACAAUCCAGUCUCAGGGCUUUCCACCCAGGAGUUAGAAGAGUGUGAUGCAGCUUCAGAAGAAGACACUGUACUAGUGCGCUUGGAUGUGGAAAACCAUGAAGCUACCCACAGGAUCUCCCUCAGUGUUCAUCAGUAUUUAUUCAGUAUCAAACUGGACAAUCAAGAAGUACCUGCAUUGGCUCUGCGUCACGACGUGGAUGCCUGUGUUUGGCAGCCUUAUGCUCAACUAAUCAAUUCCAACACGUGGCCCAUAAAACACCAAGGUGCCCUGAAUGCAUUUGGAUAUGUACAGUCAUCAAAACAGAACCGAAAAUUUGUUACAUGCCCACCAAACUUUAAUUACAGUGUUGUGUGUGAAGCAUCGCGCCAUAUUUUCAUUUAUCAGAGUACUGUGAAUCCAGACAGCCAGCUCAGGAAGCGUAGUGGCACUGGUGGCCUCAUGAAAACUGUGAAAGUUGGCCAACAACAUGUCUUCAAUAUUGACAAGUUUGGUGAAGUGCUCGGCAUCAAUGCCACAAAUGAGUACCUGUUUGUGUUAACAGAGAGCUCCUUAGUUGCAAUUGGUAUGCAAUGACAUAUUAUUAUACAUUUGAAACAAGAUAUAGAGCAUAAUAUUAAUGUUACUAUAGUGUGCAAACAAUUUGGCAGAGAGGAAUGCCUGAAUGCCUCUCCCCAUGUUCCUCUAAGGAAAUUAAGGCAUUGUAGGUAUAAGUCAUACACUGAAUAAAAAGGUAUAAAAUGAAAUAAC
This is a messenger RNA of Pectinophora gossypiella (pink bollworm), 1993 nucleotides long. Its product is annotated as nudC domain-containing protein 1. The transcript is spliced from 2 exons. Lineage: Eukaryota; Metazoa; Arthropoda; Insecta; Lepidoptera; Gelechiidae. The record is from RefSeq and is a predicted model, not a curated record. The coding region runs from base 74 to 1819 and encodes 581 amino acids.